Molecule: messenger RNA, 1815 nt
Organism: Wyeomyia smithii (pitcher-plant mosquito)
Lineage: Eukaryota; Metazoa; Arthropoda; Insecta; Diptera; Culicidae
Product: dolichyl-diphosphooligosaccharide--protein glycosyltransferase subunit 1
Exons: 2
Coding region: 179-1549 (456 amino acids)
Cellular component (GO): oligosaccharyltransferase complex; membrane
Source: RefSeq, a predicted model, not a curated record
ACACGUCAAUGUUUCACUGCUGUCGAAAAAACAUUCGACUUGCGUUUGCGUGUCCUCGGUGUCCUCACAUUUAGCGGCACUUUAGGGAAGUGAAAUAUUAGUUUGUGGUGAUAUUAGGCUGUCUAUAACAAAUUGAUUAUUUUCUGUAGAAACUAUAGCCAAUCGCAUUCUAAAAAAGAUGGUUAAAGGUUUUUUGUUUCUUGCGGCGAUUUUUGCUUGCCUUUUCUCUGCUCAGUCGGCCAUUGAUGUUGAAAUCGAAAAUAAAAAUGUUGACCGCACUAUCGAUCUCACCUCGCAACUAGUGAAAAUUUCCUACAAAAUUACGCUUGAACACAAAGCUAUGAAACCGAUUAACAGCUACUUAUUCAUAGUUCAAAACGAUGAACGUGACCGGCUUGCUUAUAUUUCUGCAAAAGAUUCAUCCAAGAAAGAACUCAAAUUAACUGAAACUGCUUCACCAAAGGGCGUAAUCUUUUCAAUGAAUCUUCCGAGUGGAUCUUCGAAUCCAGUUGUUUACAUUGAUACUGUGUUUAGCAAGUCGCUUCGUCCUUACCCGACGGCGAUCGCUCAAACCGAGCGACAACUGGUUCAAUAUUUUGGCAAUGUGUAUGUCUAUUCGCCAUUCAAAACGGUUACUCAAAAGACGACGGUACAUUUAAGUUCACGAAACGUAGAAAACUACACUCAACUCAAGCCAGUUGUUCAUUCAGACAGUACCAUUAUCUACGGACCAUAUGAUAAUGUUGCCGCAUUUUCCGUGGAACCGAUGAUCGUGCACUUUGAAAAUUAUACUCCUUUCAUGACAGUUACCAAACUGGAACGAGUAAUUGAAGUUUCUCAUUGGGGAAACAUUGCGGUAGAGGAAACCAUCGACAUUGUUCACUCGGGAGCUGCUCUUAAAGGUCCAUUUUCCAGAUACGAUUAUCAAAAAGAUUCUCGCUCGAACCAAGCUUGUGUCAAGUCCUACAAAACACUGUUACCAGCGUCAGCAACAGGAGUAUACUAUCGUGACAGCAAUGGAAAUAUUUCCACUUCGGCUAUGCGUGUUCUUAAAGAUUCGGUCGAAUUAGAUCUGCGUCCUCGCUUUCCUUUGUUUGGAGGAUGGAAGACACAUUACACUCUAGGUUAUAACGUGCCCAGCUUCGAAUAUUUGUUCCAAUCUGGUGAUAAUUACCUACUAAAAAUGCGAGUCGUUGAUCACAUCUUCGACGAUAUGGUUGUAGAUGAAAUCACCACUAAAGUCAUCUUGCCAGAAGGAUCAACGAACAUCAAAUUGAUUGCUCCGUAUUCGGUAACUCGUAAUCCAGACGAUCUGCACUACACGUAUUUGGACACUUUUGGACGCCCGGUGAUCUCUUUCAAUAAGAAAAAUGUGGUUGAAAAUCAUAUCGCUGAUUUUAACCUAAAAUAUAAUUUCAGUCGUGUGAUGAUGUUGCAGGAACCUUUGCUAGUAGUAGGUUUUCUGUACAUUAUGUUUGUUUUAGUAAUUAUCUGGAUGCGUUUGGACUUCUCAAUCCUUAAAGAGAAGGAGCAUCUUCAUAAGGAGUAAAUCGCUUGUGACUGUAACGUCAAUAUCUCAGUUUGCAUUUGGAACAGUUUAGCAUGUGCACGGUAAGCAAAGUGUAAUGUCCUAAGAGCGGAUUUAGAAGAUAACAGAUUAUAGUACGUUUCAUUUUCGAAGCGAAUCAGAGAAUAACUAAUACUCUGCUGCUUCAAACUGCACAAGAGUAGAGUUCGAUUUCCGCCUAGUUCUAAGCAAUAUCAUCAUGCAGUCUUAUGUGUCGGCAAAUAAAAAGUUGAUCGCCUUACCAAAAA